GUAAGUGAGAGAGAGUGUGUAUGUGUGUGUGAGAGAGAAAGAGAGAGAGAGAGACAGUAAGUCAGAGAGAAGGAAGACCAAAACUCAACAGCGUGUCAGCUGCUGUUGGCAGAGCACCUCAGCCUGAGCAGUCUCAGAGGAGAGAAGACAGCAGCAGGUUGCAUGUAUUCCUGUGGGCUGGAGGAGCCCUCAUCUCUACCUGGACGCCACACAAUGAAAAGCUACGUCUCCAACGCUCUCUCGGACUUCUUCUUCGAGUACGAGACCCCCCGGCAGGUGCUGGUGAGGAACAGGAGGGUGGGGGUUGUGUGUCGCUUGAUCCAGCUGGGGGUCCUAGCUUACAUCAUCGGGUGGGUGUUCAUCUAUGAGAAAGGCUACCAGUCCAUAGACACAGCAGUGGGCUCCACCUUCACCAAGAUGAAGGGAGUGGGCUACACCAACGUGUCUGGACACGAGAGGGUCUGGGACGUGUCCGACUAUGUUUUCCCUGAUCAGGGAGAUUCUUCUUUUGUUGUGAUGACAAACUACAUUGAAACAGAGGAUCAGACGAUGGGGAAAUGUCCAGAGCUCCCAGACAAGAACCGUUGCAGUUCAGACCGUGAUUGUGAAGAAGGGGAAUACAAACGUACGGGACACGGCCACAUGACAGGGAAGUGUGUGAACUCCACAAAGACCUGUGAGGUGCUGGCCUGGUGUCCCGUCGAAGACGACCGCACAAUACCAGAUCCCCCGCUCUUGAUAUCAGCAGAAAACUACACUCUGUUCAUCAAGAACUCAGUCACCUUUCCCCAGUUCGGUGUUUCAAGGAGCAACCUGGUGGAAGGGGUGGACAGCAAAUACAUCAGGAGAUGCUUGUACAACCCAGUUACAGACCCUCUCUGCCCCAUAUUCAGGCUGGGAGACAUAGUCAACCUAUCAGGCUUCAACUUUCCUACCAUAGCCAAAGUGGGAGGGGCCAUCGGCAUUGUGAUAGACUGGACGUGUAACCUGGAUUUGCACCGGAGCAAAUGCCGGCCCAGUUACACCUUCCACGGUCUCUAUGGAAACCCUGAUGAGAAGGACAUGGCCAGAACUUCUGUUGGCUACAAUUUCAGGUUUGCAAAGCAUUAUGUGGACGGUGGAGUGAAAAAAAGAACACUUUAUAAAGUGUUUGGGAUUCGAAUGGACAUCAUUGUUAGCUCAGUGGCAAGAAAAUUUGAUAUAAUUCCAACACUUACAGCUAUUGGCUCCGGAGUAGGCAUCUUCGGAGUGGCAACUGUGGUGUGUGAUCUGGUGCUGCUGAAUGUACUAUCCAAGAGAAAAUACUACAAGAACAUGAAAUUCAAAAACACAGGCACCGGGGAACAGGAGGCGGAUCUGGACGAGUGCGUGACAGAGGGAUCGAAGGAGUGAGUGGAUCAGAGGGGAACUCCUGGGCCCAGCUGUGUUCCAGCAGCCACUGCACUGAGUAGAGAACACUGAGACUGGAUAGGAGGUUUUACACUUCUCAAUGUCAUCAAUUGUCAUCCCUUACAGCCUAUAGAGGCUGGAAGUGAAGGGACGUUUUCUGUCUGCGAAACAUGGAUUGCUACACUCCCCCUUGGGCACCCCCCCUCCCUUCCUCCAACUGGACUCCUACCUGUCCUUCCAAGUGGCAUGUGUCUAAGACAAUGUUUUGUUCGUUUGUUACCUCAGAAAUGUAUGUGUUUUACUUUCACUACACUGUAAAUAUGUUGUUUAGGAUGGACUUGAACUCCAGUGUGGAUGAUCCUGCCAACUCUAGCAUGUUCGACCUUCUCACAGUGGACUCCAAGCGGUAGAACAGGUUUAGCUUGUUAGCCAUGCAGUUUAACAUCACCAUUGACAGUUUGCGAUUGUAGUGAAUCCAGAAAACCAUGUAGAGUUAUUCAUCUGUCAAUCCCUCUCUGCCUUCUAUACUUGUGUGGUCCACCUGGUGAAACUGUCUUCAUGUCAAAGUUGUAGGGUUCUACAUUAAAUUUGACUCAUUCUGAAGUCAUUCUGAUA
Messenger RNA from Hypomesus transpacificus, 2004 nucleotides. RefSeq names its product purinergic receptor P2X, ligand-gated ion channel, 1 (gene p2rx1). Gene Ontology annotation, biological process: monoatomic cation transmembrane transport; response to ATP. The transcript has 13 exons. Gene Ontology annotation, molecular function: ATP binding; purinergic nucleotide receptor activity; extracellularly ATP-gated monoatomic cation channel activity. Gene Ontology annotation, cellular component: nuclear inner membrane; plasma membrane. Bases 163 to 1392 code for a protein of 409 amino acids. The record is from RefSeq and is a predicted model, not a curated record. Lineage: Eukaryota; Metazoa; Chordata; Actinopteri; Osmeriformes; Osmeridae.